Molecule: messenger RNA, 1758 nt
Organism: Fusarium mangiferae
Lineage: Eukaryota; Fungi; Ascomycota; Sordariomycetes; Hypocreales; Nectriaceae
Exons: 4
Coding region: 1-1758 (585 amino acids)
Source: RefSeq, a predicted model, not a curated record
AUGUCCUUGCUCGAGGGAAUCAACGUCACGUCUGACCUGCGCUUUGCAGCCGAAUCCGUGAUUGCUCUUCUGAAAAAACACAAACAAGUGUCACCUCAAGCUUUGGACCUCUCGGACACUCUACCGACCCUCUACCAUUCACUGAGUCUUGUUUAUAUGAGAAAUGUAGUCAUCUCCGACCCCGAGAUCGAUUCCGAUUCGAGAUUCAUCAGGGCUGUUUUCUACUUCAAGUCUUGGAUUGCUGUUAAGCACAAUACAGGCGUCAAAUGGCUUCGGCGCGUGGACUGUAUUUGGAAACCUCACAGCAACCAUACUGGAAAGGUUGAUUUGAGUGGACAAUAUGACAAACUGUACAACUUCUUCUUCGAUAUCGUCGCUGUGGAAAGGUUCCCGAGAAAGGUCCUCGAAGUCAGCCCGAUUCCUCCCGACCCUAAAGUGUUACGCGACCAACGUGCGGAUCUGAUCGAUGUUGACGGGACGAUCAUGGCCAACCUACAAGAAGAUCCCCACAAGUCUUUGACCUUACCUUACUUUCCAGUAUACACUACAGCAAGCAGCGUUGAGUUGAUGCCCGCGGACGAUGUUUUCUUUAUUGCUGAUGACCUGCUGCUUGGGACCAUGUUUCGGGAUCAAGUUCCCAUGCUUGUUCUUGAUCGCAUGAAACGAUUCAAGACAGAGUUUGAAUGGCUGCAAAUUACCUACAAAUAUAUAUCCAACAAUGUUAUCGAAAGGCUUGUCUGGCCCACUGGGGCAAAGCAAACGAAGUUGCAUUGGGAUAUCGCCGAGAAAGCAGAGGCUAUUGUCAGUAUUGCCGCCCAAUACAAGAGUCCCCGUGCCGGAGACACCUUGGCAAGGCGAAAGCUGCUCAUUACUUUGAAGGAGGGCGAAAUGUUCGCUGUCGAAGGGGCAGAGCUCAUGGCCGGACUGUCCACGACGGUACCCGGAAGUUACUCCAUGGGCCCUUGCUUUAACAAUGAACAGGGCUUCGUGGCUCCAAGCACGAGGCUCCCUGUAUCAGUCAGCACUACUGACUCUGGAAUGACGUUGGAUAAGCUCAUUGUUCACAUCUCGGCUGAUAAAGAGGAGCAACGUCGAGCAUAUGGUGGUGGGCUCCCAAGACGUCUAUUGCAUUGGCUCAUGGUAAACCCGACGACCAUGAAGCUGAACAAGAAGCUCAGUGGACGAGCUGAGAGCAUCUUGAGGAUCGUCCUGUACGCUCCGCCUCAUCUGGUCGAUGUCAUCCUCGUGGGGAAGAAGAUUAAGGUUGCAAGGGACAUGGACCUUCCAACUGGGUUAAUGGAGCAAGACUCAACACCAGCAGAUUCAUCCUUGGACCAGCACCAGCAACAAUGCUCUUCCGACGCUACGACGGCCGUGCUAAAGACAGGAACCAUAGAGACGCCAGUGACACAACCCACCAGCAGUGAGCAACUCCAGAUGGAAUCCAAGCCCAGCACAACAACACCGCAGCGGCGGUUCCUUGUGCCCAAGUCACGAAGAAGGUCUAAGCCUCACUCCCCGGAGCAGGCUGCGCCUGUUUCUUCUACCCUGGAUGAUACAUCCACCGUGGAUGCAUUGGCCCGUCGCCUUGAGCUUCUUAGAAUCUCAGAUACUGGACCGGGAGCUUCGAAGCUAUGUAGUGGCCCCAGCUCACGGGAGAUAAGCCGAGGUUGUCGUUUUCGGCCGUUUUCUGAUUCGCAGUCGGCUCUAUCUACUUCGUUCGUUUUCCUAGGUGCUGGAGUGAAGAUAUUUGUUUGA